CUCUCUCUCUCUCUCCAAGAGAGAUGUAUAAAUGAAUGGGUUUAAUAAAUAUCCUGAUCAUUCACGUCUGACGCGGUCUCCGCAGUCUGUUGGAACUGCUGAACUGUCAAGGAUAGCUUUAAAUUAAUGUUCUAUGAACAAUGGAGCUGUAUGACGGAUUGCUUCCGUGUAAAUAUAGCGAAGCCAGCACCAAAGUGUAGGAGAGGCUGUGGUAAUCCAUAUGAUGCUGGCACCACCAUCAGCCAUCAGUAACAAUGCAUCUCAUUUGCUGGAGUGCUGACAUCAACUGCCGCCACAAUGCUCGAGGCCUGCAUCAGUAGCUGGCCGCCACAAGCCACGACUACACUGCGUCUUCCCUUCAUGUCAUAGACGGGUGAGAACGAGCUGGAUGGGGGUAUGGUGGGCAUCCUGUGGUCCUCCUUGUUGGUGGCUGUGUGGGCGUGUCUGUGCACCAUCAUCGGGGCUAGUAAUGCUGGAAUGACGGCGCGCUCCUCUGAUCCCAAUGUGCAACACGGGGAGGGAGGACAAAUUUUCGCCGACCCCAACAACCUGCCGGACCUCGCCCUGGGCAGGCCCGACUCGAUUGAGACGGAUGUGCCAGGCGCUCCGCUUAGUCCAAAGGAUUUCGAAGAAAGUGGAAUUAUGAAACACAACACCAUAGACACCACCGUCCAGGCGGACCCCAUCGAGCUGGCCGGCCUCUUUCAGGGAGACAUAAUGUUGAACCCCCAGGACACCCUCUCUGACCUGGCGCACGGGGACCCACCAUCAGGCAGGACAGGGAGGAGUGCCAUGAUAGACAUUCAUCGCCGCUGGCCGAAUGGAAUCAUUCCCUACGUUAUCUCUCAGGCUUACGACAAAUUCGCCCGAGGCACAAUCGCCAAGGCCAUGAGUGAGUUCCAUGAGAAGACCUGCAUUCGCUUCGUCCCUCGUACCAUCGAGAAGGACUACAUCCACAUCCUCAAAGGCGACGGGUGCUCCAGCUCGGUGGGGCGAGUGCAAGGGGCCCAGGAGGUGUCGCUGGGACCGGGCUGCCUCUACGUGGGGAUCGUCAUUCACGAAUUCAUGCACGCAGCUGGAUUUUGGCACGAGCAAUCACGUUCAGACCGCGACAACUACAUCACGAUAAAUAUGUUCAACGUGCAGAAGGGCAUGCAGCCAAACUUUGUCAAGUACGGCUGGGACAAGAUCCUCAGCCUUGGCAUUCCUUACGACUUGGAGUCGGUGAUGCACUACGGCCCAUACGCCUUCGCCAAGGAGAGAAGUCCCACCAUCAUCCCGAGGGAGAGUGGCGCCGAGAUGGGCCAGCGCCGAGGCUUCUCCGUGCGUGACACUGAAAAGUUGCAAAAGUUAUAUAACUGCGCCAACACCUCAACAUUCUACACCACCACCUACUCCCCCAUCAUUGCAGCAGCCACAGAGGAGUGUGCGGACAACGACCAGAAGCACUGCCAGACGUGGGCUGACCGCGGGGAGUGCGAGGUUAACCCUGUGUGGAUGAACAUUAACUGCAGGAAGGCGUGCCGGCAGUGUGGUGGUGGUGGUGCUGCAGGUAAGGAGUGCCAGGAUCAGUGUGUUUACUGCAAGACUUGGAGCCAGAGUCAGGAAUGCACCAAGAACCCCGAGUAUAUGACCAUCUUCUGCAAGAAGUCCUGCGGUCUCUGUCACGAUCACACGGAAGCCACUGGAUCUCAGAAGCGAUGUGAGGACAAGAACAGAUAUUGCCAGUCUUGGAGCAACCUGGGCCAGUGUCACUCCAACAAGAAAUACAUGCUGAUCUACUGCAAGAAGUCCUGUCGCGUGUGUCAGGAGAAGCUAGUGAUGGGCAACCUCCUUACCUGACCUUUCAGCACCUAUUGUCGUGCACCUUCCAGCCGUGGUGUGCCACAUUGGUUAUAUUUUCUGACUCUUCUUUCAUCCUUAUUUCUUCCGUCAUAAUGGAUAAUGUGUAUUGGGUUUUGAUGGCUACCUGUAACGAAUUAAAAAUAUGUUACUG
Molecule: messenger RNA, 1996 nt
Organism: Portunus trituberculatus (swimming crab)
Lineage: Eukaryota; Metazoa; Arthropoda; Malacostraca; Decapoda; Portunidae
Product: zinc metalloproteinase nas-4-like
Exons: 12
Coding region: 397-1842 (481 amino acids)
Biological process (GO): proteolysis
Molecular function (GO): zinc ion binding; metalloendopeptidase activity
Source: RefSeq, a predicted model, not a curated record